Messenger RNA from Neopsephotus bourkii (Bourke's parrot), 1497 nucleotides. RefSeq names its product methionine sulfoxide reductase B2 (gene MSRB2). The transcript is spliced from 5 exons. The record is from RefSeq and is a predicted model, not a curated record. Gene Ontology annotation, molecular function: peptide-methionine (R)-S-oxide reductase activity. Gene Ontology annotation, biological process: response to oxidative stress; protein repair. The coding region runs from base 20 to 556 and encodes 178 amino acids. Gene Ontology annotation, cellular component: cytoplasm. NCBI's taxonomy places the organism in Eukaryota, Metazoa, Chordata, Aves, Psittaciformes, Psittacidae.
CCGGUCCCGCCCCAUCGCUAUGGCGUCUCCAGUGCUCCGGAGGAUGCUCGGGAGCUGCCGCCUCUUCUUCCUCCUCCAUAGAGGAAGCUCCAGCAGCAGCACCCGCGGUGGCACAGGCUCAGGCUCUCUGACUAAACAAGCUGAAGCAACUGCUGCUGCAGACUGGAAAAAGAAAUUGACUCCAGAGCAAUUCUAUGUUACAAGACAAAAAGGAACUGAACCGCCAUUUAGUGGGAUCUAUCUGAAUAACACAGAAUCAGGAAUAUACUGCUGCGUGUGCUGCAAUGCCCCACUGUUCAGCUCAGAAAAGAAGUUCAAUUCUGGGACUGGAUGGCCAUCAUUUUCUGAGGCUUAUGGUACCUGUGGCAGAGAUGAAAGCAAUGCUAAUAUUAUGAGACGACCAGAUCACUCACUGGGAUCAACUAGAACUGAAGUUGUCUGCAAACAGUGUGAAGCUCAUCUAGGCCAUGUAUUUGAUGAUGGUCCCCCACCUUCUGGGCAGAGGUUUUGUAUCAACAGUGUUUCCUUAAACUUCAGACCAGACUCUGGUCAAUGAGAAGUGGAUCUCUGUGGCUUAUAGAACAUCCUUUUACUGCUUACACAACAGGCUUGUGAAAAACUCAUGCUUUUAAUAUAGAACUCAAAUUUUUAUGCCACUGCAGCUUUGCUUUCCAGCUGAGUGUUGAUAAAAUAUAUAUUUUCGUAUUAAACCUUUCGUAGUCUCUUUUUUUCAUAAUUAGUGUGAGGUAAACAUUGAUCUGUUUAGUGUAUUUUUUUAAAUUAAAAAUAUCUAUGCAAUAGUUCACAUUCAUAAUUAUUGAUAUGAACUGCACUGAGGCUGUUGAAAUGAAGUACUCUCCCUGAACCUGACUUUGCUGAUGCUGAACAGUAGUUGUGGCACCCAGGAAUACAGAUGUACAAAAGCCAAAGCUUUUACUUCUGUAAAAUCAUCAUAUCCUUCUAAAGGGAAGAAAAAGAUAACAUGAAUCUCCAAACAAGUUUUGAGGUGGGUUUUUUUUUCCCUGAUGUGAGAGGUCUUUAACCAAGCCAAGUGACUUUUUCGUGCACACAUAAAAGCAGAAGGAGGGCCUAAUUAAAACUAUUCCAGGCAACAGAACCAGUGAGGACACAGAGUCUUUCUUCUUUAAAAUCAAUGGCUUUGAUUCUGUGUCCAAUAGCUGAAGUCGGGUUUGCUCCAGGAACUUCCUCUUACAGAAAUAAUAUGAUAAUAAUGUAACAGUCUGUGUAAUAUAUCCACACUUCUGUUAUCACUUGUGUAUUUCAGAAUCCCAAAAUAAAAAUGAAUGUGAAAUUGACUGUAUGGGGAGGGGGGCAGGAAUCAGCAUCAAAAAAACGUGUUCAGUAAAGUGAUGCUUUUGUUGACAACAUACCUUGUCUGUUCUUAUUUGUGCAAGUUUGUAAAUAAUUCUGUAUUCUCCCAAGCAUUGUUACCAUGGUUUGCUGUAACAGGAAAAUAAAUUGUAUGUUUGUUAUUGA